AUUUGAGCCAAAUUUGUGUCCAAAUACAAGCCGCACAAGCUUGUUGGGGCUAGAAUAAAUCGAACAAAAUAAAAAUCAGCCGAGCAAAACACAAAUACAUAUCAAGCUCACUAAAACUCAGCUUAAUUACACCACCAACUAAGAAAAGCAUCUUGAAUAUACUGAUCAAAAGAGAGAGAAUGAUUCAUCAAGUGUUUCUAAUCUUUUCCGAAAAGAUUAGAAACUAGGCUUCACCAGCACCAGGUCCAUCAAAACCAUGUGUGAAAUAUGUAAUAACGCUAACCCAUGACACAUCUCCUAACAAGAACAAAGGCAAAUAAUAAAUCCAAUAUAAUAACAGCCAAUUAUUGAAUAAGUCUAAUAAAUCUCAUUCAUCACGUUCUUUUCACUGUAAGAGAACAAAGAGGAUAAAUAUUAAAUAUUCAAAUAGAACCAUCGAAACAACUAUUUAUUUCGAGAAAACAUGCUUUAUAUAACAGUACGAUGAGGUUUCUUCUUUCACUGAGUUUUAAUUUGGAUUAGGAGUGGAAGGAAAGGCAUCUGUAGCAAUGGGAGAUGAAACAGCUCACCUUCCUGCCAUUCCUCGGCUGGAAUAUCAUUCCUCAGAUGGUUGGCAAGUUGAAGAGAACAACCAUCCCAUUGAGGAGGUGAGGCUAACAGUGGACCCCUUCGACAAUCCAAAACUACCAGCAUCAACAUUUCGUGCAUGGCUGCUCGGAGUGAGCUCCUGUGUAUUGCUCUCCUUCAUAAAUCAGUUCUUCGCGUUCAGGACAAAUAUGCUGGUUAUCAGUUCCGUUUGUAUUCAGAUUGUCACACUACCCAUAGGGAGAUUUCUUGCAGCAACUCUCCCCAAGAAAGACAUAAAGCUCCCAUUCACAGACUGGUCCUUCUCGCUCAACCCAGGACCAUUUACAAUGAAAGAACAUUGUCUUAUAACCGUCUUUGCAGGCACAGGAGCACAUGGCGUUUAUUCUGUCCAUCUUUUCACUGUAGUCAAGGCCUUCUAUCAUAGAAAGAUCAAUCUAAUGGCAGCCUUCCUGUUAGCACAUACAUCACAGUUGCUGGGCUAUGGUUGGGCUGGUAUUUUCAGAAAAUACCUGGUUGAAUCUCCAUAUAUGUGGUGGCCAGGAAACCUUGUUCAAGUCUCCCUCUUCAAAGCACUGCAUCAAAAGGAGAACAGAAAAAGGGGAGCAAUAACACGGUUUCAAUUCUUCAUCAUUGUCUUCAUAUCAAGCUUUGCAUACUAUGCCAUCCCUGGUUUCAUCUUCCCUGCCAUCUCUGCCAUCUCUUUUCUCUGUUUAAUAUAUAAGAAGUCUGUCACCAUGCAGCAAAUUGGUUCAGGACUGAACGGGCUUGGCUUUGGCUCAUUUGGCCUUGACUGGUCCACUGUUGCCGGCUUCCUUGGCACCCCAUUAGCGACGCCAGCAAUAGCUAUCUUUAACAUAAUGAUAAGCUUCUUCUUGAAAGUUUAUGUUCUUCUCCCAAUUACUUAUUGGACCAACACUUAUGAUGCCAAACGUUUCCCUAUGAUAUCGUCCAAUGUAUUUGACAGUUAUGGAAACAUCUACAAUAUCUCGCGGAUCAUCAAUGGCAAAACAUUCACUCUAGAUGUUCAAGAACAAGAGAAUUAUAGCAAGAUUAACACUAGUAUUAUAUUUUCUUUUGGUUAUGGCCUGAGCUUUGCAACCUUAACAGCUUCCAUCAUGCAUGUUGCUCUACAUAAUGGAAAGGAUAUUUGGAAGAUAUGGAAAAAUGAUAGAGAAUAUUCAACGGAUAAGUUACAAGAUGUCCAUACAAGAUUGAUGAAGAGAAAUUAUGAGCCAGUGCCUCAAUGGUGGUUCCAUCUUCUCUUAGUUUCUAUGAUUGGACUCUCCAUUUUUACAUGCCUAGGUUUCAAUAGACAACUACAACUUCCAUGGUGGGGGGUACUCUUUGCAUGCGCCAUGGCUUUUUCUUUCACAUUACCUUUUGGAGUAAUCCUGGCUACUACAAAUCAGGUUUUAGGUCUGUAUGUCAUUACAGAGUACAUCAUAGGUUUAAUAUUACCUGGAAAGCCUCUCGCAAAUGUGACAUUCAAGACUUAUGGCAGCAUAAGCGUUGGCCACGCACUCACACUGCUUAGUGAUCUAAACUUGGGGAAGUACAUGAAGAUACCGCCAAAGUCCAUGUUCAUUGUACAGUUAACAGGUUCCAUAAUAGCAACAUGCGUUCACUUUGCAACAGCAUGGUUUCUCCUUAAUACUAUAAAGAACAUAUGCGACACAAGCAAACUUCCUCCAGGGAGCCCAUGGACUUGCCCUGUGGAUAGCGUCCACUUCACAGUCAACAUCAUUUGGGGUCUUGUAGGUCCUAAAAGAAUAUUUGGCAAACUUGGUCAUUACUCACUUUUGAAUUACUUCUUUCUAAUAGGUUUCUUGUUACCCAUUCCAUUUUGGUUGCUUGCGAAAGCAUUCCCUGAGAAGAGAUGGCUUAAACAUAUUCACAUUCCCCUGCUAAUCUCAGGUGGAAAUGCCAUUCCACCAGUACACGCAGUGAACUACAUCAUGUGGGGCACGGUUGGUAUUUUCUUCAAUUAUUACAUUUACACAAGGCACAAGAAUUGGUGGGCAAAACACACCUACGUAAUGUCAGCUGCCUUAGAAGCCGGAGUGGCUUUCAUGGGAGUGCUAAUCUUCUUUUCUAUGCAAUUUAAGAACAUAAAUGGCAUAGAUUGGUGGGGUGGAUAUGCAAAUGAUUAUUGUCCACUUGCUAGUUGUCCUACUAGUCCUGAAGUGUCCGUUAAAGGAUGCCCAAUCACGCAAUAAGAAUGUCUCUAGACUCUAGCUAUUAAAGCCAAUGUAACUAAAGCUCAUCAGCAUAUUUUAGGAUUAUGCAUCCAUCAAUCCUUGGGCUGUAAGUUGGUCUAAUAAGUAAUAGUAGAUACCAUUGUAUCACCCUUUAUCUUUUAAAGAGAAGUGUUCAUAUCCAUCCAAAGCAGAAAUAAAAUCGUAUUGGUGAUGUUUAUGUUCACUUGGGCAAUUCACUCAUGAGGAAAGACUUCUCAAGUCAACUUGAUUCGUUACUGUUCGCUUAUUUAUGCACUAGCUAUAAUUAUCAAAGACCUGAGAUUGGAAUAAUGAGAUACCAUAAAAACAAGCAAAUGGCAAACUAUAAUUAGGUGACCAAAUAUAAAAUGAUAAAAGAGAGAAAUGAUAUAAAGGCGCUAGAAAAUGAUUGCUUUCUUUUUUACUUCAAGUUGAUAAACUACAUAUUGCAAACAUAUAAACUAUAAAACUUCUAAAUCCAAUUUUCCAAAUGCCCGUUCAUAUUAAAUACAAUGCCAAAAGAAUAUAGAAAAUGUACACUGGCUUCAUUUAGGCAGACGGUUUCUUCGAGAAAAGAAAUAAACCCAAAACAACGUAAAAUAUUUUAGUACGAAGAAAGGGAAUUGGUGAACAAUCUUCAAUUAGGUACAUGCAGA
This is a messenger RNA of Dendrobium catenatum, 3460 nucleotides long. RefSeq names its product oligopeptide transporter 5-like. The coding region runs from base 549 to 2804 and encodes 751 amino acids. The record is from RefSeq and is a predicted model, not a curated record. Gene Ontology annotation, biological process: transmembrane transport. NCBI's taxonomy places the organism in Eukaryota, Viridiplantae, Streptophyta, Magnoliopsida, Asparagales, Orchidaceae. The transcript has 7 exons. Gene Ontology annotation, molecular function: oligopeptide transmembrane transporter activity.